Messenger RNA from Pneumocystis murina B123, 2484 nucleotides. RefSeq lists its product as hypothetical. Gene Ontology annotation, biological process: establishment or maintenance of microtubule cytoskeleton polarity; microtubule polymerization; mitotic spindle organization. The coding region runs from base 1 to 2484 and encodes 827 amino acids. Gene Ontology annotation, cellular component: spindle pole body; microtubule plus-end; spindle pole. Gene Ontology annotation, molecular function: microtubule plus-end binding; microtubule plus end polymerase activity. The transcript has 7 exons. The record is from RefSeq and is a predicted model, not a curated record. Lineage: Eukaryota; Fungi; Ascomycota; Pneumocystomycetes; Pneumocystales; Pneumocystaceae.
AUGGCUGAACAAGAAGAUUAUUCAUCUCUUUCUCUUUUAGAGAGAGCAAUACAUAAAUUAUGGAAAGUUCGGCUUGAAGCAUAUGAAGAAAUGUCAAAACUCUUUUCAAUUUCUACGUCAGAACAAGAUCCUAUUUUUCGGUCAUUCUUACUUGAUAUUGGUUUAUGGAAAAGGAUUUGUACUGAUUCUAAUGUAUUUGCUCAAGAAGCCGGUAUUAAGGCUUUAAAGGAUUUUCUUGAGUUUUGUGGCAAAGAAGCUUGUAUAAGAACAAGAAGUACAGUUAUACCAUGCAUAGUUGAAAAAUGUUUAACUAGUACACGUGUUGGAACAAGGAAGAAAUCUAUUGACAUUGUUCUUUUAUAUGUAGAACUUGAUUCUCCUGAUCCUGUUUUAGAUGAUUUGCUUCCUGGUCUUAAUGCUAAAUUCCCUAAGCUGGUAGCAGCAACAGCAAAUGCUAUAAAGGAAAUAUAUCGUUUAUUUGGAUUGAAGACUGUUGAUCCAAAACUUGCUCUUAAAAUUCUACCUAAACUUUUUGCUCACAGUGAUAAUAAUGUUCGAAAAGAAGCUACCGAACUUGCUGUUAUUUUGUAUUCGUGGCUUGGUGAUGCAGUUAAAUCUAGUUUAUUUUCAGAACUUAAACAUGUCCAGAUUAAGGAACUUGAGUCUUCUUUUGAAGGUGUAAAGGUUGGGAAAGUUGCUCAGGAAAGGUAUCUUAGAAGUCAACAAAUUUUAUCUGAAAAUUCUUCUCAAGUUCCAUUGCAGAAUAAUGAGUCUGAAAAUAUUGACUUUUUUGAUUCUUUAGAGCCUAUUAAUAUUUUAAGUAAAAUACCUAAAGAUUUUAAUGAUCAACUUGCGUCUACGAAAUGGAAGGAUAGAAAAGAUGCACUAGAUUCUCUUUAUUCUAUCUGUAAAGUUCCUAGAAUAAUGGAAGAUGAUUAUAAUGAUGUUAUUCGUUUAUUGGCUAGAAGCAUAAAAGAUGUAAAUAUAUCUGUUGUAAUUGUUGCUAGUAAUUGUGUUGAGGCUUUUGCACGGGGAUUACGAAAAGGGUUCAUUAAAUAUAAAUCAAUUGUAUUUGGACCAAUUAUAGAAAAACUUAAAGAAAGGAAAGCUACUGUUAUAGAUGCGUUAACAAAUGCAAUGGAUGCAAUUUUUGAUGCUACAUCAUUGAGUGAUGUGCUGGAUGAUAUUUUGGAAUUUUCAAAACAUAAGAAUCCCCAGAUAAGAUCGGAGAUUCUUGUUUUUCUUGUCCGCUGUUUGAAAUGCACAUGUAUUUAUCCGAAAGCUUCGGAAAUUAAAUUAAUAGCUGAGUCAAGUAAAAUAUUGUUAAAUGAUACUUUUGAGCCUGUGAGAAAUUCUAGUGCAGAAAUUAUUGGAAUAUUAAUGAAAAUUGCUGGAGAGCGGCAAAUGGGUUUUAUUUUAGAUGGUGUUGAUGAUUUGCGUAGAGUUAAAAUCAGAGAAUAUUUUGAAUCAGCUGAGGUUAAAAUAAAACAUGAAAGUCUUAAACAUUCUGUUCUUUUUGAUGAUUCUAAAUCAAAUAAGUUUAAUAGUUUAGAGAAUCCUAAUUCAAUGGUUGUUCCAUCCAAUGAUGCCAAAAAAACUUUGCUUAGGCCUUCGUCUUUUAAACGGAAGGAUUCGCAAUCCUUAAAAGUUUCGUUUUUAGGAUCUCGUCUUCCUUCUACUGUAGAUCAUAUAGGAAUUAAAUCUGGUCUAAAAGUUUCGUCACGUCGACCUGUAUCUUUACAAAAUAUAAAAAGUGAUAAUGAUGUUGUUAAUAGUUCAUUUAGGGCAGUUAAGAAUACAGGUUCUGUCCUUCAAACCUCUGCUAAAUCAAUAGAACAAACCAUUGAACUUGGUAAUCUCUCUAUUUCAGAUAAACGAGAGUUAGAAGAAUUAAGAAAAGAGAAUUUGAAACUUGAUGAAAGACUACAGAAAGAAGUAUCGGAAAAGGAGAAUCUUUUAAAUGAGAUAAAUUCUCUUCAGUUGAAGAAUGCUCAGUUAAUUAAUGAUCAUACAAGAGAUAUUUUGAAAAUAAAGGCUACUGAAACACAGCUUUCUAGGGCAAGAAAUGAAAUAGAAAUGAUGAAGUCUCAAUUAUUAUCGUUACGUAAAGAGCUAGAUCAAAGUAGAUUAAAUGUUUCUAAUAGGUCGGCUAAUUUUCAAAAUCCUACAUCAAGUGAUGAUAAAAUUGGGAAUUCUUCUUUAAAUGUAAAUGAAUCAGAUAAUAACUCUCCUAAACAAAAUCAACAUAUAAGUAUUUCUGGUGUUGAUUCUAGUUUUGAUAUAGAAAAAGAAAAUAGUCAUUCAAAUUUUUCUAUUUUUAGUAAAUAUUGUAAUGGAUUUUCUUCAUCUAGUUCUCUUGAAUAUUUUAAUACAUCUUUUAGUAAAAGUGACAAUAUUUCUAGUUGGGAUAAUGCUGCCGAUUUGACUGCUCGUUUAAAAGAAAGGAUAGAACAAAUGAAACGUGCAGAUAUGCGACAACAUUAA